Molecule: messenger RNA, 777 nt
Organism: Arachis ipaensis
Lineage: Eukaryota; Viridiplantae; Streptophyta; Magnoliopsida; Fabales; Fabaceae
Source: RefSeq, a predicted model, not a curated record
AUGUUUGAGUCUGAGCCACAGACCUUCUAUGCAAAAUGCAAGAUGUAUGGGCGUGGGUGCGACUGGCUUAUCCGAGCCAGCUUGAUACGGAAAAAAGAUUGUUGGGAGAAACGUAAAUACAAUGGAAGGCACACGUGCACAAUGGGAACGAUUUCACAGGAUCAUUCCAAGUUGGACUCGAAUACCUUUGCUGAUAGUAUAAUGCCGUUAGUCGAGACUGACCCGUCAAUCAAAGUGAAAUCUAUAAUAGCGGAAGUCCAGUCAAGGUUCAACUAUACCAUCAGUUACCGAAAGGCUUGGUUGGCAAAGCAAAAGUUCAUAGCAAAAGUUUUCGGUGGUUGGGAGGAUUCUUACCAAGCCUUGCCAUGGUGGCUCUCGGUCAUGGUUCAGAAGAUACCUGGGUCAGUUGUGCAAAUAGAAACACGCCCACUGUACAACGAGAAUGAGGAGGCGCAAGGUGUAAAAAUACUUCAUCGCGUAUUUUGGAGCUUCAAUCCAUGCGUUAGGGCAUUUAGGCAUUGCAAGCCUCUAGUUCAGGUAGACGGCACACACCUAUACAGAAAAUACAAAGGAACACUCCUGGUUGCUGUUGCACAAGAUGGGAACCAGAACAUUGUGCCUAUAGAUUUUGCGCUGGUGGAAGGGGAGACAACUGAUGCGUGGCACUUCUUUCUCAGAAAUCUGCGAAUGCAUAUUGUCAGAAAAGACGGUGUGGGUAUGAUUUUAGAUCGGAAUGAGUCAAUUCGGACAGCAGUAAAUCGUUCCGGAGGUGACUGA